UUAAUCAUUGUGUCUCUUCAUCCAACAGAUAAAGAAGAAGGUGAAGAUGACAUGCCGGAAUACGAACGAAUAAGGCAGAAAAGAAUUCAAGAAAAUCAGAAAAUGCUUCUUUCAUUGGGACUUAAAUGCGACCUCGGCGAAGAAUCUGAUGACAUAUCACAUCUAGAAAAGCUCCUAAAAAGCAAACCGCUACCACCACCGACACCUACAGCAUUAAUUAUCAUACCACACAUUCCCAAUAAUCUGAUAACUGCACAAGCCAUUCCCAUCUAUCGAGAAACGAUUGUGCGUUUGGCUCGUGAAGCAUAUGAACGAUUACCACCAUCCGGCUUCCUUGUGAUCGGAGGACAGGAUGUACGUACACCAGAUAAAAAGUUGUGGCCCCUCAGCAUGCUUUUCAUGGAGGAUGUUAAUAAGGUAGUUGGUGAAGACAAGAUGCCAUUGAAGGAAUUGGUGAUCACGGUCCCUGAAGGAUUUGCCAAGGAUAAGAAAAAGAUUUGUUCAAGAGAAGAAUAUGUCGAAGAACGGUGUAUCGUGAAUGAAGAAGAAUCCGCAAUACAAGUGGCCAUCGUUCAU
Molecule: messenger RNA, 576 nt
Organism: Acaulospora morrowiae
Lineage: Eukaryota; Fungi; Glomeromycota; Glomeromycetes; Diversisporales; Acaulosporaceae
Source: the annotation of a GenBank genome assembly